Molecule: messenger RNA, 2993 nt
Organism: Amphibalanus amphitrite
Lineage: Eukaryota; Metazoa; Arthropoda; Thecostraca; Balanomorpha; Balanidae
Exons: 5
Coding region: 278-2812 (844 amino acids)
Source: RefSeq, a predicted model, not a curated record
UGCAAUACAUUCGUACGGCUGUAUUUGUGUUGAUAUUGCAGUUUGGCUGUAUUAGUGAAGUAUUUAGUAUCGUAAAGCCGUGGUACGAUAUCGGCAGAUAUCGGUACAUCAUUCUGUCAUUUUUCUAUACACCGCAACCUACCUUGUGUCAAUAUUAAAUCGCCUACCUAUUGGUCCCUCGGGCCUCGGCCCCUCCACCUCGGGAGGCUAUUUGGUUAAGGGGCCUUGGGCUUUUGUGCUGUUUCGUUCUGAGAAAUAUGCAUUAAAUGAGAUCAAGAUGGAAACGACCUUGCAAGAAGAAAACGAUAGUUGUUUUGCGACGAAGACUGAUAAUGUUUUUCAAUCGUUGAUUCGUGAUGAAGAUAGCUUAAUAAAUUGGCUUCAGGUGUGUUCUGCUCAUGGACUUGUGAUCACAAAAGAAUACUUUUAUGAAGAAAUUCUUCAUCGUUUGCAACUAACAACGAAUGGACAGGUCUGUGCUGACGAUGUGCGUCAGUGGCUGGAUGGGUUCUGCCUCCGCUGGGCAGACAAGCUGCGGUCUGGUCCGACUGGCGCAUUGCUGGCUGACAACCCACCACCGACACCAACUCCAGCUUCCUGGUACAGCGCGGUGAGUUCGGCGGUGGCCGGCCGCUACCCCGCUGUGCCCCUCUCGGGGUCCGACCGGCUGCUGCACCUCGCCGCCGCCAAUGUUCUGCUGGACCGCCGCACCGCGGCCGUGCGCCGUGUGCGCUCCGACACCGAUGCGGCCGGCGCGCAGCGCGACAACGUGGCCUUCCUGGUGGCGGCGUCGGCGGACGGCGAGCGCGUGCCGCUGAUGAUGCUCACUCCGGCCGGCGGCCUGGUGCGCGGCGACCUCCGGCCGGAGGACAACUGUCUUCAUCUGACCACCAGGAACGGCACGGUGACGUCUGACGCGCUGCGCCGGUACCUGUGUGAGUGUCUGGACCCGCACCUGACGGAGCGCCAGGUGGCGCGGCCCGUACUCGUGUUUGUCGACGGACGCCACCACCACGCCAGCCAGGAGCUGUGCCGGCUCUGUGAUGACCUGGGCGUGGUGCUGAUUGGCCUGCCCCCGGCGGCGGCGGCGCGCGGACCGCUGCGCAGCGCCGUCGCCGCUCUGCUGGCGGCUAACCUGACGCGUAUGGCAGACGCGGCGCAGCGCGGCCGGCGCGCCGAGCCCGACGGCGGCUGCUCGACCUCGGCGCGCGCUCUGCUCGCCGGCUAUCGGACGGCCACGCGGCGCGCCUCGCCGCAGGGCAUCGCGCACGCCUUCCAAUGGAGCGGCCUGUCCACGUGGUCAGAGUCCAUCAUCUCCGCCUGCGGUUCGGGUGCGUCAGCUCCGGAUGUCGCCGAGCUGCAGCUGCCGGAGCCGCCGCCACCUCCACUAACGGCGCCGGCCGGUCUGACAUUACCGCCGGACGGCGCGAGCCUCGAGUGGGCCGUGCGGCUGCUGCUCAGCGCCGAGCGGCAGCGGCAGCAGCCGGCGCCGCUGAAGCCGUCCCAAGUGCCGCGGCCCGGUCCCAGCAGCGCCGCCUUCCUGGUGAGUGUGCCCCUCUCCGCGGACGGUGGCGGCGCGGCGCCCGACGGCCCGCCCCUGGACACCGGGGACGGCUGGGUGACCGGCUCGACAACCGUACUCAGCUACCUCAUCAACGAGUCCGUGUUCGAGCGCGUCUACAGCAACCAGGCGGGCCGGCUCUGUCUGCUCGAGUCGAGGAGGCGGGAGCUGGAGUCACUGCUGACGCCCAGCGACCGGAUCGUCCAGGUGCGCCGCGAACUCAGCACCUGGUGGAACGAUACGGGGCGGGUGCGCCGGGUGACGCGCAUCACUGGCUCAGCGGCGCAGCCGGUGGCGCUCUACGAGUUCUACCUGGACGACGGCCGGCCGCCGCCGCCGGGCUCGCAGGCGACAGGCGCAGGAGAGGCGGCUGAGGAGCCGGGGGGCGGAGACGCGAAGCUGGCGGAGACGGACGGACAGAAGGACGGUGCUGCGGAGGAGGAUGGUGUCCUCGCGGACCCUGCCGCUCCGCUGGUGGCCGUGGAUGUCGCCCCUGGCAGCCCGGGCCGCGGCGGGCGCACCUCGAUUCCCAUCCCGGCCACCGGUCUGCCGGACGCCGAGCUGCUCCGGCUUCUGAUCGACCCGCUGCUGGACAGCCCAGCGCUCAGCCGUCCGCCGGCCGAGAAGGAGCCCAACACAGCCUACCUGAUCAACAACGAGGCCAACGUGCAGCGCCGCCGGCGGGGCGCCCCGUGCCGCUACGACGACGAGCCAGAGCGCUGGCACGGCGGACCGCUGAAGACGGGAAAGCUCUACACGUUCCUCCUGGACGAGAACGGGGCGCGGCGCGUGUGCAACAGCUCGCGGGGCCCGUACUCGCGGCCCGCUCUGCGCAACGGCCGGUGGGUGCCGGAGCCUCUGAACCCGCCGCCGACGGGGCGCGAGACGGAGGUGCAGCUGCGCCGGCUGAUCAGCCGACAGAUGUGCGGCCGCCUGCAGCACGGCGGGCUGCUGCGGCGCAUCUCCUGGGUGGAGGCGUGCGAGCCGCCGCCGGCCCGCCUGCCAGCCGUCGCGCUGUACGAGUAUACUCGUAUGUCGGUCGAGCCGCGCCAACGGGGCAACAGUGUCCAAGUGCAGCCGGUCAAUGUGGCGGACAAACGGGAGGGCGACUUCGGCUCAGAGCUGGAGUCGGACGCGGACUCUGAGCCGGACAUGGAUGAGUCGUUGAAGCGGGCCUGGAGCGGACAAAACGGGACGGGGGCAGAGGGGUCAGACGUGAAGCGCAAGAGGAGCUGGAACCCCAGCACGUGAGAUGAGACGGCACGUGACGGACGUUGUUUGAGUGUACUUGUGUGUGCUGCCCAGUGGUCAUCCACUCGUGAUGAAUAAUGUACAAACUAGAUUAAUAUUUCACUACUGGUAAAGGUUAUUUUAGGUAAAGAUAUGAAACUGCCGUUACAUCUUGUUUUGAAAAUAAAACAAACCCCGUAUU